CAAAAUAGGGGGCGCGAGCACGAGACGACUUCAAAAUGGCUGGUUUUGAUGAUCCGGGUGUGUAUUUCAGUGACUCUUUCUUCUCUGAUGACAGAAGUGAUGGCCAGCAGACUAGAUCUGGCUUUCAAAAGAAAUUCAAGGAGUUUAUUAAAACAUUUAUGGAUCAUCAAAACUGUUUUUGUUACAGGGAUCAGUUGAAGCAUCAUUACAACACAAAGAGAUACUGGCUCGAAGUUGAUCUUCAGGAUUUGGCAUCUUUUGAUUCUCAGUUAGCGACAAAACUGACAAAUGUACCAUCUGACUUCCUGCCUCUGUUUGAAGAUGCAGCAAAGGAAGCAGCCGAUGAGUUGACUCAGCCCCGCCCUAUUGGAGAGGAAAAAGUGCAAGAAAUCCAAAUAAUGUUAAAAUCAACUACCAAUCCAGUUCAGAUAAGGCAAUUGAAGUCUGAUCACAUGGCUCAUCUAGUUAAAGUCCCUGGUAUUGUUAUUAAUGCUUCUGCUAUAAGAGCUAAAGCAACUCAUAUUACUAUUCAAUGUCGUAAUUGUAAGAACUUUCAGUCCAACAUACCCAUACGUCCUGGAUUGGAAGGAUACGUACUACCAAGAAAAUGUUCAACGGAGCAAACUGGUCAAGUGAAAUGUUCAGUUGAUCCUUAUUUUAUUGUACCAGACAAAUGCAAGUGUGUUGAUUUUCAGACUCUUAAAUUGCAAGAGGCUCCAGAUGCUGUUCCUAAUGGCGAGUUGCCACGUCACCUCCAGUUGUAUUGUGAUAGAUAUUUGACUGAAUUUGUUGUUCCUGGUAAUAGAGUUACAGUUGUUGGGAUCUAUUCCAUAAGGAAAGGUGUUUCUAAUAAGAGUACACGUCAGACACGUGACAAUAAAGCUACUGUUGGUAUAAGGAAGCCAUAUCUUCGUGUAGUUGGUAUUGAGAUUGACUCUGAUGGUCUUGGUAGGAGCAGCCUAGAAACAUUACGACCCGAGGAACAAGAAGAGAUGAGGCAAUUAGCAGGACGCCCUGAUGUCUAUGAUAUCAUAGCAAAGUCAAUAGCACCUUCAAUCUAUGGAGGACUAGACAUCAAGAAAGCGUUGUCUUGCCUAUUGUUUGGAGGAUCAAGGAAGAGGCUGCCUGAUGGACUAACUAGACGUGGAGACAUUAAUGUAUUGUUAUUAGGUGACCCUGGGACUGCUAAGAGUCAACUCCUCAAGUUUGUUGAGAAAGUCUCUCCAAUUGGAGUUUAUACGUCUGGUAAGGGCAGUAGUGCUGCUGGACUUACUGCUUCAGUAUUGAGGGAUCCAUCUACUCGUGGCUUCAUAGUAGAAGGUGGAGCAAUGGUGCUAGCUGAUGGAGGUGUGGUCUGUAUUGAUGAAUUUGAUAAGAUGAGAGAAGAUGAUAGAGUUGCUAUCCACGAGGCAAUGGAACAGCAAACAAUAUCUUUAGCAAAAGCUGGGAUUACCACCACUCUUAAUUCAAGAUGUUCUGUUUUAGCUGCAGCUAAUUCUGUGUUUGGUCGAUGGGAUGAUAUUAAAGGAGAGGCUAACAUUGAUUUUAUGCCUACAAUUCUUUCACGUUUUGAUAUGAUCUUUAUCAUAAAAGAUGAGCAUGAUUUCACCAAGGACACUCGGUUAGCGAAACAUGUUAUGAAGGUUCAUUUGAAUGCAGUGACAGAGGAAGAGACUGAAGGAGAGUUGAGCUUAUCUUUCCUUAAGAAAUUCAUUGCAUUUUGCAAAGUUCAGUGUGGUCCUCGAUUGAGUGAAGCUGCUGCUGAUAAAUUAAAGAAUCAAUAUGUAAUGAUGAGAUCAGAAGCAAGACAACAUGAAAGAGAAAUAUCAAAGAAGAGCUCAAUUCCUAUAACAGUCAGGCAAUUGGAGGCCAUUGUUCGUAUUGCAGAGUCUUUAGCUAAAAUGUCUCUUGCUCCAUUUGCACUUGAGAGUCACAUUGAUGAGGCACUGAGGUUGUUUAAAGUAUCUACACUAGAUGCUGCCAUGUCUGGAUCUCUGUCUGGAGCUGAAGGAUUCACUAGUGCUUUCGAUCAAGAGGAAGUUCGUAAGAUUGAGCGUCAGUUAAAGACUCGGUUUCCGAUUGGUUCUUAUGUAUCUGAGCAACGUAUCUUGCAGGAUUUUGUCAAACAGAACUACUCAGAGAAAGCAAUAAAGACAGUACUACAGACACUGAUCAAGAGAGGGGAGCUGCAGCAUCGGUUCCAGCGCAAAGUCCUCUUACGCAUAAGAUAAUAAACACAUACAGCAAACUAACUCUAGGAACUAUGAACCAAUUUUUAAGAAGCAUAGGAUUUAUCUGGUAUCAAAAUUUUUUAUAAUUAAAAUAAUUUUACUACCAAA
Messenger RNA from Amphimedon queenslandica, 2339 nucleotides. RefSeq names its product DNA replication licensing factor mcm5-A-like. NCBI's taxonomy places the organism in Eukaryota, Metazoa, Porifera, Demospongiae, Haplosclerida, Niphatidae. The transcript is spliced from 17 exons. The record is from RefSeq and is a predicted model, not a curated record. Gene Ontology annotation, cellular component: nucleus; MCM complex. Gene Ontology annotation, biological process: DNA replication; double-strand break repair via break-induced replication; DNA replication initiation. Bases 36 to 2231 code for a protein of 731 amino acids. Gene Ontology annotation, molecular function: ATP binding; DNA replication origin binding; single-stranded DNA binding.